ACCAACUACUCACUAGCAAACGAGUGCGAGCUGCGUUCGCGAGCGAUUUAUAUAUUUCGAUAUACAGUCGCGAUGUGUCCGUAAUUUUGUACGUGUAUAUUCGCCAAUUGCAAGAGAUAUCAAGUGAAAAACUUUCGGAAGGUGUUUGUAUUGUAACACCAAUGAGUCAUACGGUUUACGCCGUAAUUGGUAGAAGAUUAGAAUCCACGGAAUCUGAGGACCACAUUAGCACCACGCCAGCGCCUCCCGAUAUCCAGAAAUGUCUCUGCCCCGGGAGUUCGUUUAUAACAAGGAGUUGUCAAAACUGGAAGGUGGCCUCCUUGGGUCUUCAGCGCCGCCAACAUCGCUCGCACCAGUGUCCUGCUCCAUUGAUCUACCUGGAGAUGCCAUCACAGAGGCGGUGCUGUCACCAGACACAGCGGGGUCCCUGCUGUCGAUACAAUCCGCGCCUCCAGAGCAGAGCGAAAGAGUGGAGCAGAGGGAGAGGCCAGUCAGUCUGCUUUUAGAACUGCCGCUUGCGUCUCAAGUCGGAGCAUAUCUCUCAGCUAUGUCGCCAACGGAGCAAGAGGAGGACUCGCUCCUAACGCUGUCGUCGGUGACUGCGCGGCCGCUGCUAGCUGUGUCGAGGAAAUUAAGGCCGCAGAGUGAUUCUACUGACACAUCUCCGCCAGACGGUGGGUACGGGUGGGUGGUUGUGUUUGGCGCUUUCAUGGUGCAGUUCUGGGUGGCCGGCCUCUUCAAGUCCUACGGCGUGCUGUACGUGGAAAUCAUGGAGUCGUUCCCGGAUUCAUCUGAGAGCGUCGCGUCUUGGAUACCGGCCGCUCUGUCCACGUUGUGUUUGGCUCUGGCGCCAUUGUCGUCGGCGCUUUGUGAAAAGUACUCCUGCCGGCUGGUCGUGUUCAUUGGUGGGCUGUUCUGUGCCACUGGUCUGGCGCUAUCCUACUUCAGCACUGGUCUACUGCAUUUGCUGUUGAGCUUUGGUGUUAUGACUGGUAUUGGCGGCGGUCUGUCUACUACGCCAGGCAUUGUGAUUGUCUCGCAAUAUUUUGACAAACACCGAGCAUUGGCUAACGGCAUAUGUGUGAGUGGGACGGCAGCUGGUAGUUUCGUGUUUCCGAUGCUGAUCGAGAAAUUGGUGGACGUGUACGGAUUGCAUGGGACCGUGCUGUUAUUGGGCGGUGGUAUGUUGCACGUGUGUGUGGCGGCCACGCUGUACCGGCCGCCCCCCACGCCGCGCGCCGCCACCCCCGCCACCACCACCACCACCGAGAACACCACGCUGCUCAAUGAUAUACAGGAUGGUAAGACGCUCCCACUGAAGGACAACAGACUACAGAACCUAUUCCAACCGGAACCUGAGUUGACUCUUAACCAAAAGAACGCGCUGUUGAACGAGGACAAACGGACAAACUUGCUGACGGAAAUCAUCCAUCCCAGCUUGAUUGAGGUCGCUCGGCCGCCAUUGCCGUGUCAAUUAUCCGACUCCGAAGACUCCGAGGGCUUAGACGUUCUGGGAGUGGUUGGAUUACCUCGCGAAGUGGCCCGUCUGCGCCUGCGCCCCACACGAUCCUCCUCCAUCCUGCAUUCGGUGGAGGACCUCUCCACUGACAGCACUUGUGUGUAUAAAGCGAGCAGACGGAAACUGAGCCGAUCUCUGUACAUAAAACCGCCGCUACCGUGUAGAAUUAUUCCCAAUAAAAUCGUGGAGCCGGAGAACGUGAAAAAAGACGCAGAAGACAAGAAAGAAGAGAACGUAGAGGAAGAAGUUAAGAGUGGAUGUGUGGGGACUAUAUCUAGAUAUCUCGAUGUGUCGCUGCUGAAGUCGUGGCGAUUCGGACUCCUGUGCACUUCCGUAGCGCUAAUGUCCUGUGGGUCUCCGUACGCGCUGUACUAUCUGCCCGCGUAUACUGUAGCCGCCGGGCACAGCAAGGCGGCCGCCGGUCGCCUGGUUGCAAUUAGUGCUGUGCUAGACCUCUGUGGUAGGCUGGGUCUAGGCUGGCUGUGUGACCUGCAUCUGUUUUGCAGAAGGAAGGCGUAUAUAAUAAGUAUCCUGGUAGCCGGAAUAGCUGUUCUGACCUUACCCAGCCUGACUUCUUGGUGGGCGCUUGCGGUUGCUUCAGGUGCCUAUGGGUUAUGCCUCGGCUGCUGGUUCCUACUCGUGCCGGUGCUUCUAGCCGACGCUUUCGGUACAGCGCGAAUUGCGUCAUCCUAUGGCUUGGUGAGAAUGUUCCAGAGUCUGGCAGCUGUAUCCGUACCACCCACGGCUGGUUUAGUGCGUGACGUCACAGGCGGUUACUCUUGGUGUUUCUAUGGCAUGGGUUCUUGUAUGGUCCUAGGAUCGAUUCCCGUCAUAGCAUUCCAUAUCGCGACGAAGAAUAAGGAGAAGGAGUGAAGGAUUCGUUCGAAAUAUAAUUUAUCGGUACCAAUGUCUCCCAAGAGGGUGUUAUGGCGCGUAUAUAUUUGACAUGUAUUGUCAUGUCAAAUUUCGCGCCAUUUUUUUAUAGAUAAUCUUAACCGUUUCUUUAUUAACUGUGGAUUAAUUGUGGAUGACAAGCAACGACAAAUAAAUUAAAUUUCAAUGAAAGCGAUAAGUGUUAUAUAAA
Zerene cesonia (dogface butterfly) is the source of this 2603-nucleotide messenger RNA. It is a transcript of the gene Sln, whose product is annotated as monocarboxylate transporter 12. Gene Ontology annotation, molecular function: monocarboxylic acid transmembrane transporter activity. Gene Ontology annotation, biological process: transmembrane transport; monocarboxylic acid transport. Lineage: Eukaryota; Metazoa; Arthropoda; Insecta; Lepidoptera; Pieridae. Bases 260 to 2392 code for a protein of 710 amino acids. The record is from RefSeq and is a predicted model, not a curated record. The transcript has 18 exons.